Coniophora puteana RWD-64-598 SS2 is the source of this 1766-nucleotide messenger RNA. RefSeq names its product DUF1692-domain-containing protein. The transcript has 8 exons. Gene Ontology annotation, biological process: endoplasmic reticulum to Golgi vesicle-mediated transport; retrograde vesicle-mediated transport, Golgi to endoplasmic reticulum. The record is from RefSeq and is a predicted model, not a curated record. NCBI's taxonomy places the organism in Eukaryota, Fungi, Basidiomycota, Agaricomycetes, Boletales, Coniophoraceae. The coding region runs from base 127 to 1647 and encodes 506 amino acids. Gene Ontology annotation, cellular component: Golgi membrane; COPII-coated ER to Golgi transport vesicle; endoplasmic reticulum membrane.
GCGGCCGUCCAUAUUUCUGGUCUGCGCUGGCAAGCAUCUCAACAACUCUCUCCUUCUCCUUCUCCUCCUCCACGUCAACCCGCUCAUUGCUUGUGGCGACGGCGGGACCGUAAAUAUCCGCCCGCGAUGGCCCAACACACAAACGGCGACUCCAUCCUCUCCAAGCUUGACGCUGCCGUCCCGCUCGCCAAGUUUGACGCCUUCCCCAAGCUCCCCUCCUCCUACAAAUCCCGUUCCGAGUCGCGCGGCUUCCUCACCAUAUUCGUCGGCUUCCUCUGCUUCUUGCUAAUCUUGAAUGAUCUCAGCGAGUACAUCUGGGGAUGGCCCGACUAUGAGUUUGGUGUGGAUAAGCAGUCGAAAAGCUUCAUGGACGUGAACGUGGAUAUGGUCGUCAAUAUGCCGUGCCAAUUUCUCAGUGUGGAUCUUCGGGACGUCUCGGGCGAUCGUCUCUACCUCAGCAAGGGUUUCCGUCGUGACGGCACCCUCUUUGAUAUCGGCCAAGCCACUUCCCUCAAAGAACACGCCAAGAUGCUGUCCGCUCAGCAGGCUGUUUCCCAGUCUCGCAAGUCCCGUGGUUUCUUCUCGUGGUUCAAGCGUAGCAAGGCCGAGUUUCGCCCUACCUACAAUCACCAGCCGGACGGCAGUGCAUGCCGCAUCUACGGUACCUUGGCAGUGAAGAAGGUUACAGCCAACUUGCACGUCACUACCCUGGGACACGGGUACACGAGUCACAUGCACGUCGACCACACCAAGAUGAACCUCUCCCAUGUUAUCACCGAAUUCUCGUUUGGACCAUACUUCCCUGACAUCUCUCAGCCUCUGGACUACUCUUUUGAGGUCGCUAAAGAUCCAUACACUGCGUUCCAAUACUACAUGCACGUUGUCCCUACGAACUACAUUGCACCUCGCAGCAAGCCCCUGGAGACGAACCAAUACAGUGUAACGCACUACACUCACAUCUACAAGACUCCACACGAAGGCAUCCCUGGCAUUUUCUUCAAGUUCGACCUUGAUCCUAUGGUCCUCAGUAUUCAUCAGCGCACUACAAGCUUAACUGCGCUUAUCAUCAGGUGUGUUGGUGUCAUCGGUGGCGUCUUCACUUGCGCAACCUACUUCGUUCGCGCCUCCAUGCGUGCCGUCGACGUCGUCACCGGGGCUGACCAGGCCCAAGGCCUAGUUGCCGCCGAGUCGACAGGCGUCCGGCGCAAGUGGGCUGGCGGCCAUCUGCGCGCUCGCUCAGGUAUGGGUUCCCAGACGCUGUCUCAGCGUGUCGUGCGCCAAGGUACUGGCUGGGUUGUCGAAGGUCAGGGCAAUUCUCCGUAUGCGAGCUACGCGGGCACACCCGUUGCGGGUGUCGGCAGCGGAUACCCUGCCUCGCCGUACUCGCCAUACCUCGCGCCCGGAACGCCUGCGGGUCCGCCACCGGGCACUCCGGGUGGGCAGAGCAAUGUCGGCCUGGGCUUCGGUCCGCCGCCAAGGAGCGCGCACGGGACCAACGGGUCGUUCUCGAGUCUUGCUCCGCCCACGCCGGGGUCGAGGCCGCCGUCGAUGCUAAGGCCGUCGAGCACCGGGAGCGCGAGCUCGGGCCCAUCGAGUCCUGUGCCGCCGCCGUCUGCGGGUUGGGUACCUGGUAAAAAGGAUGAUUAGAACAUGGGUUAUAUGGCUAUGUUAUAGCUUUCUGGUGGCUUAGUUUAGUUAGCGUGUUCUGAAUGCGCCGGGAAAAGCUCUGGUUUUCAUAUCAUAUGUGUAUACAACGCUAUUUAACG